AUGUUGACUACACGCAAGCUUUGGCGCCAACAACACAAUGAAGAUGAAAAAUUGGAGUCGCAGGUUCCGUUUCCACGUUGUACUCGCCGACCCCUUCCAUUUUCAACAUCAUUUGGGAGUGAGGGGGACUCCGAUGAUCCAUUAGAGGCAAUAGAUGCAAUCAGUACCAAGCUGGAUUAUAAUUCCAGACUGAUCAAUUCAUGGCACGAGAAAUGUGUUGAAGACGAGGCCAUUUUGGCUGAUCUUAACAUUAGAGUGAACAAAGCGUUCUCCCAAAAGAACAAGUACUUGAAGCUGAGUCAUAAAAGGAAGCUGAAAGCUGAGGAGUUGGAUGCAGUAAUGAAUGAUGAAAUUAAAGGUUGUUUGAUGAACCAUAUGCGAUGCGAAGAGCACCACAGUGAACUGGAGUUGGCAUUCAACGAAGGAUUCGAAAAAUUCCGAGCAUUCGCGGCAACUACUCAUACAAGUUAUAAUUGGGACUAUGUGUCCCCUGAUGCUGUGAGAAAGAUACUAGACGAUGGUGGUGACAUGAAUGAGCAUAAGCACAUCAAAGCUGCUCGGAAGAAGCCGACCGAUACGACUAAGUGA
Messenger RNA from Prunus armeniaca (apricot), 588 nucleotides. Lineage: Eukaryota; Viridiplantae; Streptophyta; Magnoliopsida; Rosales; Rosaceae. The record is from the annotation of a GenBank genome assembly.